Messenger RNA from Nakaseomyces glabratus, 1488 nucleotides. It is a transcript of the gene PAC2, whose product is annotated as Pac2p. Gene Ontology annotation, molecular function: protein binding. Lineage: Eukaryota; Fungi; Ascomycota; Saccharomycetes; Saccharomycetales; Saccharomycetaceae. The record is from RefSeq and is a predicted model, not a curated record.
AUGGUUAUGUGUGCAAAAUUCAAGGUAGGAGAUAGAAUCUCAUAUAGCGAUUAUAACUGUACAAUACUAUAUGUUGGCGAAAUAUCUGUAUGGCCCGGUGAAAUAGCUUAUGGGGUGGAGUGGGAUGAUGAUACAAGAGGUAAGCACAAUGGUAAAUUAGGAGGCAUACAGUACUUUAACACCAUCAGACCCAAGUCUGGUUCGUUCCUUAAAGUUUCAAAAGUGGAUGUAAGUGCUGAUCCCAGACGAUCUUUUUAUGACGGUAUUUGUGAGAAGUAUGGUAACACUGCCUCAGACCAAUUCAACGUUAAUAUUGGUACCAAGAUGGUCGAACAACUAGGAUUUGAUAAACUUAAUCUAAUAAAUAAAAGAUGGAAUAGUUUAGGUAUAAUUGAUUUGUCCUCAGCAAAGAUAUUUUGCGCAGGAGAUAACCCUUCUACAGAACCAAUAACAACGAAGGACUUAGACCUUUCCAGAAACUUAAUAACUGAUUUCAAAGAGAUAGCGAAAAUUUUGAAUAACUUCAAAUCAGUAGCCUGUCUAGACUUAUCAGAAAACAGAUUUUUACGAUUUCUGUUCGACAAAACUAUAAAAUUUUGUACUGUGAAAACAUUGAAAAUUAGAAGUUGCUAUCUUUCAAUGAACAAUUUACAAGACAUACUAGCCGUAUUUCCAAAUGUGCAGAAUCUAGAUAUAAGUGGUAAUAGGCUGUACGGCAAUGACCUAGCUAAUAUCCAUUUGAUCCUUCCCAAUCUUAAGUCUUUAACGGUUUCUAAUAACUGCAUCACCAAUAUUGACUUGAGUAAAUUAAUUUACCUGACCGAAUUAGAUAUCUCUUCUACUGACAUCAAAAUCCAGUUGAGCGAUAUUAAAAGUAACUCCAUAACUUUCCUGAAUAUGACACACAUUCGAUUAGACAGUUGGACCCUAGUAGAUAAAAUAAAUAUAAUGUUUCCGAGUCUAUGCGAAAUAAGAUGCUCUCUCAACUGGCUCCCACCAAUAGAUGCCCAAUUUCCAGAUUCCAAGCUAUUCAUUCUCAUAGCUAUACUAAGGCAUAUAAACAUCAUUAACGGAACAAUAAUUGAUCGAAGAAUGAGAAAAGACGCAGACUACUAUCUGGAAUGCAAGCUGAAAGAGGGUGCUCUGAAAUUGGAAGGUUUCACUUUAAGAAUGAAAGAAUUAGUCAAAAAAUUCUAUAAUACAAUAGAAACUGUAGAAAACCAUUCCUGGUUGAAUACUAAUAUUAUAACAAUUUCCUUAAUAAUCUAUUUCGAUGAACUAAUGCACUCUAAAAUGAAAAUAUAUGACAAGUACAGUAUUCGUUACUUAAAAGGGCUAAUUUCUGAUGAAUUUAAUAUGAAGUAUUAUCAAAUAGACAUAAAAUAUGAGUCCACACCUGGAGUUUUAAUACCAAUGUCAAGAGAGUUUUCUCCCUUAAGUGACUACGGUGUUGCUAAUGGUGGUAAGAUUCACGUCAACCUGAUGUAA